This is a messenger RNA of Pantherophis guttatus, 2085 nucleotides long. It is a transcript of the gene SSTR3, whose product is annotated as somatostatin receptor 3. Gene Ontology annotation, biological process: neuropeptide signaling pathway. The record is from RefSeq and is a predicted model, not a curated record. Lineage: Eukaryota; Metazoa; Chordata; Lepidosauria; Squamata; Colubridae. Gene Ontology annotation, molecular function: somatostatin receptor activity; neuropeptide binding. Gene Ontology annotation, cellular component: neuron projection; plasma membrane.
UUCCUGCCUGCUCCCUCUAAAUCGAUGCUGAUUGGCUGGUGGCACCAUUCCCAGGCGCAACUGACAUACAUCUUGAUCUGCCUAACCCUGUGAGACAUGCAGCCCCCCUCCAUCCACCCUCUCCCUUCAUUCAGCAGAAGGAAAGCCGGGCUGGGCUCCACUCAUUAGAUGCUAGAAGAGAGCUUUCUUACCUGCAGUGACUAGAGAAGACCAGGUGGGAGAGUAUUAAAGGCAGGCAGGCAGCAAGCAGGGAGGCAAGCAGGCAGGCCGAUGUGGGAGCAAAGGGGCCAGGAGAAGGUAUGUCAGCCCAGGAGGAGCAGCCAAAGGAAAGAAAGAUAACCAGGUGCUUGAAAGGAGAAAGAAAGUUAAAGAGAUAAAAAGGCUUCUCGGUCCGAUGUAAAAGACACUGGAUUCAGGCAUUCCUUUCCUUUUUCCUGAUAUAAAAGAAAGAGGAAGACAGAAGAAGAUGAAAUAUCAUCCUGGCAAGUGAAGGCAGAUACCCAUUUGUUGAAUCUAGUCCUCCCAAGGGAUCCUGUGGAUAUUUGUUUCCUGCCCCUCCUUUUUCUGCCAUGGACAAUUUCAACUUCACCACCACAGUGGCUUUUUGGGAAGAGAAUUCAACAACUUCUGGUACAGCCUUUCUUUCUGGAAAUUUAUCCCUAGCUUCUAGUCUAGGCCUAGAUAUUAGUGGUGUCCUUAUUCCACUGGUAUAUCUCAUUGUCUGUGUUGUAGGACUAGCUGGAAAUUCUCUAGUCAUUUAUGUGGUUUUGUGCCAUUCAGUAAGUGAAUCAGUGACUAACAUCUAUAUCUUCAACUUGGCACUGGCAGAUGAACUCUUUAUGCUUGGCCUACCCUUCUUGGCAGCACAAAAUGCUUUAUCAUAUUGGCCUUUUGGGUCAUUUAUGUGCCGUCUAGUGAUGGCUGUGGAUGCCAUAAACCAAUUUACUAGUAUUUUCUGCCUCACCGUGAUGAGCAUUGACCGCUAUCUGGCUGUGGUGCACCCUGUGAAAUCCUCAAAAUGGCGGACAGUCCGAGUCGCUAAGACUGUCAGUGCCACUGUGUGGGUAAUCUCAUCUGUAGUGGUGCUGCCUGUGGUAGUGUUUUCAGAAGUCCCACAUGGUAUGAGUACAUGCCACAUCAAAUGGCCUGAGCCUGCUUCAGUAUGGAAAGCUGGUUUCAUCAUCUACACAGCUACACUCGGCUUCUUUGGGCCACUGCUGGUAAUCUGCUUGUGUUACCUGCUUAUUGUUGUCAAGGUUCGUUCAUCAGGCAGAAAGGUGCGAGCACUGACAGCUAAACGCAAACGCUCUGAACGGAGGAUCACACGCAUGGUAGUAAUUGUGGUGGCAGUCUUUGUACUCUGUUGGCUACCUUUCUAUAUGCUCAACAUCAUCAACGUCAUCUGGACUUUGCCUGAGGAACCAUCACUCUUUGGUAUUUACUUUCUGGUUGUUGUCCUGCCCUAUGCCAACAGUUGCACCAAUCCUAUCAUCUAUGGCUUCCUCUCCUAUCGGUUCAAACAGGGUUUUCGCAAAGCCAUCUUGAGACCCUCCCGCCGAGUGCAGAACCAAGAGGUAGCCAUGGCAACAACUGCAGAUAAUAUGGAAGAUGGGGAGGAGGAGGAGGAAGAAGAAAUGUUAGCUAAAGUAAAGGAGAUCAGCAAGAUUACCCAAAAUGGUAGUAGAGGACAGCAAGAGAGUGAACCUGCCAGUGAUCCAGGAAGAGACAAUGAACACAAGCCAAAUACCGAAGAGCCCAUAAGUGGUGAGAAGCCCAACAUAGUUAACAUCAGCUGUUUAUAGUGAUUGGGAAAUGGAUCUCUUUCUCCUGAAAUUGCCUGGCAGAGACUAAUAAUAUUUUUUUUAAAGAAUAAUUCAUAAAUUAAGGAGUUUUACAGUAAUAAUCAGUCCUGUGAUGUCUUUUUGAAACAAGGUACUCUACUAACAUGACCAUACCUUUUUCUAUAAAACAGUAUAAUUGAACAGAAUGGUAUUUCUGAGAACAGAGUUGACCCAUCAUUAAGGUUAGAAGUAGGAAUAAAAUUGUCUUUGUUCUUUGCAAAUGCUCAGAGACUGAAAAUUGGAA